AUAAAUUUGAAGAUGACAUCAAUGAAAAUGUCUACUCAACAUCAUCCUCUGCCAGUGCCACUCUCCUGUAAAUCCACUCUUCUCCACGUGCUGGCGGUCGUCCCAUUUCUUUUCCUCUUGGGUGCUGUCCUACCAGCGCCAACAGUGCGACUGGUAGGAGCAAGGGUACCUCCUAACGAUGGAGGAUGGUCCACGAGGAUUAGUGGCGGAGAAAAAAUUCAGUAUGCGUUUGGAAUGAACUGGGAUCAUUUUGCCGAUUGGAUAACGGCUGAUACUGACGUUAAGGCCGACUUCAUCAGAUGCUGCAUCUAAAAAAGAACUUACAAUUUUUUUAGACAAAAAAAUCAGCGGACCCCUACGACAACAUCAAUCUCUUCAUCGCCCCCCUCCCUUUAGAAUCUUUCUAUGCCUCGUCCUGCUCCUCCCUCUUGUCCUUCUAAUCUCCAAGAAUCUCUAGACGGUGUUUCGCUUCAAAACCGCUUACAUCCAGCGAUAGGCCAACUCCAGCUGGACUUCGAUAUAGCCCAUUUCAAAGGUAAAAGUUUCCUGGAUAUUGGUUGCGGAAGCGGAAUUUUCUCUACAGCGGCUCGAC
Messenger RNA from Amoebophrya sp. A25, 592 nucleotides. The record is from the annotation of a GenBank genome assembly. NCBI's taxonomy places the organism in Eukaryota, Dinophyceae, Syndiniales, Amoebophryaceae.